Messenger RNA from Stegostoma tigrinum, 6060 nucleotides. It is a transcript of the gene tmem41b, whose product is annotated as transmembrane protein 41B. NCBI's taxonomy places the organism in Eukaryota, Metazoa, Chordata, Chondrichthyes, Orectolobiformes, Stegostomatidae. Gene Ontology annotation, cellular component: endoplasmic reticulum membrane. The coding region runs from base 76 to 921 and encodes 281 amino acids. The transcript is spliced from 7 exons. The record is from RefSeq and is a predicted model, not a curated record.
AGGUGAAAGUGCAGGGGGACCGGCGUUUGUCGUUCUCUCACCGGUUUGUUCAUUUGUUCUUGACGGUGCGGAGAAAUGGCCAUGAAGAAUAGUAGUGUAGUCGUGAGGCGAUCCAGUGUGAAUAAUGCUGCCCAAGAAAAAACGGCGAAUAGCGAAACUGCUAAAGGGACAACUUCAUUGGAAGGAGGAUCAGCCCGGAUGUCUAUCUUAAUUCUUCUUUCUACCUUCCUCUCAGCUGCUUUUGUAAUGUACCUAGUGUACAGGAAUUUCCCAGAGCUUGAUGAGGAGGAGCGAAAGACGAUAGUGAUUCCGAAAGACAUGGAUGAUGCCAAGGCAUUGGGAAAGGUUCUUUCUAAAUACAAGGAUACUUACUACGUACAAGUAUUAGUGGCAUACUUUACCACAUAUAUUUUUUUACAGACAUUUGCCAUACCAGGUUCCAUAUUUCUAAGCAUCCUCUCAGGAUUUCUGUACCCAUUUCCUUUAGCCCUGUUCCUUGUCUGUCUGUGUUCUGGGCUUGGAGCUUCCUUCUGCUAUAUGCUUUCUUAUUUGGUUGGACGGCCAAUUGUUUAUAAAUAUUUGACAGAUAGGGCAACAAAAUGGUCGCAGCAGGUUGACAAGCAUAGGGAGCAUCUUAUAAAUUACAUCAUUUUCUUGAGAAUAACUCCUUUCCUGCCAAACUGGUUCAUUAACAUUACCAGUCCUGUAAUAAAUGUACCUCUUGGUGUAUUUUUCAUUGGCACAUUUUUAGGUGUAGCGCCUCCAUCAUUUGUGGCUAUUAAAGCUGGCACAACACUCUACCAACUUACUACCGCAGGGGAGGCUGUUUCCUGGAAUUCAGUGUUUGUUCUCAUGAUCUUGGCAAUAAUCUCCCUACUUCCAGUGUUUUUUCAAAAGAAGUUGAAGCAGAAGUUCUCGUAACUGGUGCACGAUCCUGCAUUUUAUCUCAAAAUUUGCCUUUGUUACCUUCAGUACAUGGGACAUGGUGAGUGCCCACAAAGUGGGAUUGUAGUAAAGGCUACAUUUCUGAGAUAAAUAAAUCCCUUUUAAUUUUGUUUUCUAACAAUGUACACUUCAAUGAUACGUCUUAUCUCUAUUCUUUGGUCGUAAUAUUUUCAGUUUCCCUUUUAGUUCAUACAUGUUAGCAUCAUCUAAAUCACAUAAACUGGACUACAUGAUUUCCCUGCUUUUGCGUUUAUUCAUUACAUUGGAAUUUGUUGCAGAAUGUAACUGAAUUGCAGCAAAGCAUUUCUCAUUCUGGACAUACUAAGUUUAGCUCCCUUCCACUGCCUUUCUUAGUUUAAAACACAAACUGUUUCUCAUGCUGUGAAUACACAUAGUGGAAAUAUUUGUGCAAAGUACUUUCAGAAUUAAAAAUAAUAUCUGCAAUUUUAUGCCUGUAACAGUAUUAGGAGCAUCAACCCUGCAACACAUACACAUUCUUAGCCUGUAAUUUUUUGCUUCACACAUUUUUGACUCUUUAAUAUUUGAACUUUCUAGUACAAAUAUUUAUUUGAUUGGAUGGAGACUGGAUUAUUUUAUUAUUUCUGUAUUCACACUCAGUGUGUUACUUAUUCAGUUUCAAGUGGUAUAAUAUGGCUAUUUGUUCUAAUUUUAAUAACGAUGUAUCUGUAAAGAUCUUUCAAAAUAAGAAACAAUGUGUAACUGCAUUGUAUAAAAUUGUACUUGUUCAUUUGAAAUGAUUGAUCUUAUCAGUUCUGUACUGCUCUGGUAAUAAAAUGCCCUCUAGAUGGCAUGGUGAGUCAAAGCACCUUGUUUUAUCCAACAAGGUAAGCUCUGUGUUGAAUUGCCAGUCUCAGCUUACUACUUGGAGAUAGGAGAGGAAUGAAAUCAAAGAAAGUUAAGGAAGGCCACUCUUAUUUUGAGAGGCCUGUGGUGGAAGAGUGAAGAUUUCCUCCUAAGUUGAAUAUUGGAAGUAUGACUCAGGAAUUUCCAGGAGUAAAGAGUAAAUGCUUCAAGCUAGAAUGCAGAAGAUUAAAAACUGUUGUUUGAGAGUUUACAGUGCAAUUCUACCAUCUUUCAUAUCUUGAACAAUGGAUCUGAAUUAUGAUAAAUUAACAUUAUUGCUGAAUAUAUUUUUAAAAACUGCUGAAUAUUUUAUGAAAGCAAUUUUCAAAUCUUUAUUAAUGUGUAAUUCUUACAUGACAUCAAUAAUCAAACUGGGGAGUCACUACUUCAUUGUUUUUAUAACUGUAAAUACUGAAAUCAGAAUGCUUUAGCAUCUGGUGGAAAGGUAAUUACUUCUCACUAAAAGUCUUCACCCAAAACUUCAGCUAGUUUGUUCAUUUAUUAUUGCUGAUAAGCUUAUUGUCUGGCAUCAGCGCACUCAUUUAGAUCACUACCUGUAAAAAAAACUUGAGUACAGAUCUCAUGAUCAGAUAUGUUGUAAAAGUUUUAAAUCUCUUAAGAUAUUACUAGUUGUUGAUUCCAAGGUGGUCAGAAUUGUGAAUUAAGGACAAAAUUUCAAAGUAGUCUUCCUUCACUGCAUCCGUUCAAAUAUUUAGUCAGAGAGAGAAAAAUGAAGAUUUUAACAACCAAAAAUUAGUGGCUUUAUUGUAGCCUUGGUCUGAAUGAUUGAAUCGUCCUUGUUGCUAUUGAUGUCACAAAGAGUAGUAGGCGAACAUCAUGCUGUAUCAUUACAUAAGCUGUUGAAGAAAUGCAGAGUGGGUAAAAGGUAAAGAACACAAGGCAUCUGAAUAGGGGUAAACCGUUUGACAACUAAACAUGUUGCACCAUUUAAAACAAUCAUGGCUUUUCUGAUCAUAGCCUAAACUUGCCUGCCUAUGCCUUGACCCCUGUGCUGAUCAAAAAUCUAUCUAUGUGGGCCUUAAAUAAAUUCUUUGUUGUUGGAGUCCUGUGUUGAAGACUUAAAGACCCCAUACCAACAGUAAGCAGAACUGAUGUCUUCUACAGAAUCCUAUGCAGCGAGUGCAAUAGACACUGCAUAGGAUAAAUGAGGAGGAAACUGAUGACCAGGAUACACAAACACAAUCUUGGCAGUAAAAUGACAUGACCAAUAUUCACUAGUCUCAAUAUACAUAGACACUGAAGGCUAUCAGUUCAACUGGGACAAGUGAACAACAGACGUGCAAGGGAAUUUCUGGAAGCCUGAUUCUCAAUACAGGGCUCCAAUAACAAACAUAGAAAUAAGCCCUGUUUACAGACCGCUGCUAACAGUCAGAACUGGGAGUGACAAGACCCACCACGCCAGAGGACCAUAUAAAUUCAGAAUGGAGUGGAACACCAGCACUGUGAUUAGAGGUCACACUGAUGUUGUCUAGAAUGGUAAUGUCUGCCCACGACGGAACAGCCAGCUCAGUGAACAAACGAACAACCACACUUGCUGUACCUGUAUGCAAGUACUUGAUAUGGUGCAAUAUCUCAUAAUAUAGCAUGCACGUUUCUACAGUUGCCUAAUAUUGUGUCAGUUUGCUCCUGAAUUCUGAUAUUAUGGUCAUAGUGCCUUGAUGCAGUUAAGUUUCUGGUGUGGAUCUGAACAUUUAUUUCCAUUCACUUACCCUAAUAAUCUAGAUUGCUGGUUUCACAAGAGUGAGUUUGAUUUUUAAAUUUCUGUCAAUGCUAGCCUUGAGCUGCUUUUGUAUUGUAGUAAAACUCAUCUCAAUGAUCAUAAUUCUCACUUCACUGGUGUAUGCCAUAUAAAAGCACCUCAUAGUAAACUGUUGAUAUAUAUACAUUCAUAUAUACAUGAAUGGUGCAGGAAGGACUGUUUGUAUAGCUUUCCAAAUUCUCUCUCCCUAUGGCAAGCUGGAAAGUGCAAAAGGGAAUUCUGAUGAUUUUCUACGGCUGCCUUUCUUAAUCAUCCACUGCCUUAUUAUACAGUCAAAACCCCAUAAAAAUACCCGAGACUUUUAAAAAAUAAAUCAUUGAUCAAGAAAUAUUUUGACUAGGAUAACAUGUCUUAUGCCUAGUGGUAUGAACAAACAGUGAAUUGAACCAUAUACCAUCAUCAUCUAUUUAUCUCUGAAUAAUGCAAAGAUUUUUAUGAGAACCACUGAAAGGAUCAAACUUCUAAAACACUAAUCAGGCGUUUAUCUUCCAGCUGUCUAUGGAAUUCCUGCUUAACAAUUGUAAUGAACUUGGUUAGUUAAUUUUAACAAAAGCAACAUUUCCCUCAUCUUGGGUGCUGCUCAUCUAAUUUCCAUUUGUGAAAAAGUAGCAUGUCGUAAAUGUUUAUGUAGAAAAAUAAUAACUGUCCAUCUCAUAAGGUACCACUUGAAUUAUGUAUCUGAUGUACUGUAACAAACAUUUAUUUGCAGGUAAACUUUAAUGAAUUAUGAAUAAGCACCUUGUUUCUGUGCCAGGCAUUAUACCUAAGUUUUAUUCUCAAUGAUUACCUGCUAACAGUAAUAGCUGUGAUGACCUCUAACAAUUGCAAGUCAUGUUGAAGUUUUGCUGUUAAAGCAAAGAGAUUAUGUCAUUUUAAAUGCUAACAAUUCAGAAAACAUGCACUUUAAGAACUUGCAAAUGGCCACUUCCCACUCAACAAAAUUUUUAACUUGUAUCCUCAAAAUUUAUAACUUUUAAGGACAUUUAAAGCAAAAUACACAUGAAAUGUUUGUGGAAGUGAAUUCUGAAAUUUCUCCACCGCUGUCUUGAAAUGUGCACUUUUUAAGGGAGUGUGCUUCAUUGAGUAGUCAAAUAAAUAUCUGUCAGAUUAAACUUGGAUAAGGUGAGCCAAUUUCAAUUCUAACCUGGCUUGAUGGAAAUUAGGCAUAGUCAGUUAAAUUUAGAGUAGUGACCUCUUAAUUUUGGUCCUCCCACCAUGUCUAAUAUUAACCUGCAGUUUUUAGCAUUGAAUGGGAUAUCCAAAGGCAGAAUCUUUGUGCCGUAAUUACAUCACACUUAACCUAAAAUUUUGUUUGAAGACCUUAGAACAGGGUAUUACAGUGACAGCUUUCCCCCUGCUAUGAAGUAAUUUUUAAAAAAUGUACAUUUUUCUGUGGACUAGCAUUCUCGGUUUGUGAGGAAGCCCUGGGCUUUAGCUUGUCCUGAGUGACAUACCUCCGUUGUUUGUCUCACCACUUACCUGGACCCCCAAGUAAAGCUUUCUGCCAUUAAAUCUGACUCCUUUCUGCCAACUAAGGAGUGAAUUCAAUCAUGUUUGGAUAUGUUUCCAAAAAAGGUUAAUGUAAAUUGUAUCCAUCCAUUAAGAGCAGCUAAGCCUCCAGUCCUUAAGAUUUCACUGGUAUUGUGCUCUGUACUAUCCCUCAUUUUAGAAUUGUGGUCAAAGUUUCAGGAUAAAUCUUUGCUUAGUGACUAAUUCUAUCCUAAUUUGAUAUUGAGACACAUCUAACCAAACAAUUCUUUGCAACUGGAUAGCAAUUGAGAAUCAGACUCCAUUUUCUAUAUCUUCCAACAGUACUGAGUUCCAGUGCACUCCAGCUUGAAGUCAGCCAACAAAGGGGAUUCUUCAGUCUUUAUCUAUCUGUUUUGGCUUAGAACUGUGUUGCAAAGGUGCAGGUGUCAGCAGAAAUAAAAUUUGAACCAAAUUAAAAUGUUUAAUGUGUCAGUUUUUAAAAAUAUAUUUGACCUUUGACUAUGAAUGCCGCUGACUAAGCCAGUAUUUAAGAGACUACAACAUUGAUAUCUGGAGUCAUAUAUAAGCAAGACCAGGUUAAAGAAGCAGGUUUCCUUCCCUAAAAGGAAUUUGUGAACUGUGGGAUUUUUCAACAAUUGACAAUGGUAAGGCUAGCUCUUUGAAUUUGAUUCAAGAGUCUAGAAUUUUAAAAAAAGUCAUCAUCUGCUACUGUGGGAUUCAAACUGAUGUCGCCAGAACAUUAACCUGGAGGUGAUCUGGGCUAGUCCAGUGGCAUUACUACGAAGGCACUACCUCUCUAUGAUACUGUUCAGCAAUACCAAAUGCAGGGACUGGUCUACUAUGAUCGCAAUGGAUACUGGGAGUAUUUUGAUAAUACAACCAAAUGAUCCAUUGGGAGGAUAUUUUUCAAGAAAGAUUGUUGAUUGACCUAUUUCCACUUGACAUCCAAAUGUGUAAACACAAACGAUUAUCACUAGACA